Ochotona curzoniae (black-lipped pika) is the source of this 4836-nucleotide messenger RNA. Its product is annotated as aspartyl/asparaginyl beta-hydroxylase-like. NCBI's taxonomy places the organism in Eukaryota, Metazoa, Chordata, Mammalia, Lagomorpha, Ochotonidae. Gene Ontology annotation, cellular component: endoplasmic reticulum; membrane. Gene Ontology annotation, biological process: peptidyl-aspartic acid hydroxylation. The record is from RefSeq and is a predicted model, not a curated record. Bases 157 to 825 code for a protein of 222 amino acids. Gene Ontology annotation, molecular function: peptidyl-aspartic acid 3-dioxygenase activity. The transcript is spliced from 5 exons.
CGGCGGGUGGUGCUGAGGCUCGGGCGCUGCAGCCCGGCCACGAGCGCUGCUGCUGCGGCAGCCCCGGCCUGCACCCUCGCCACAGCACCCGGCUCCGCCAGUGGUCCCCAGGACCCCGCGCCCCCGCGGUCCUCGCCAGCCUCCGUGGAACCCGCAAUGGCCCCGCGCAAGAAUGCCAAGGGCGGCGGCGGCUUCAGCACCGCAAGCAGCAGCAGCAGCAGCAGCGGUGGCGGCGGCGGCGGCUCCAGCAGCAGCGGCGGCACGAGCACGAGCACGAGCAGCGGCACCGGGAGCUACAGCAGCGGGAGUCGGAGAGAUCCAAAGCAUGGAGGACACAGGAAUGGGAGGAAAGGAGGACUUUCUGGAAGCUCGUUUUUCACAUGGUUUAUGGUCAUCGCCUUGCUUGGCGUCUGGACGUCAGUAGCUGUUGUUUGGUUUGAGCUUGUUGAUUACGAGGAAGUGCUAGCCAAAGCAAAGGACUUCCGUUAUAACUUAUCAGAGGUACUUCAAGGAAAACUAGGCGUCUAUGAUGCCGAUGGAGAUGGAGAUUUUGAUGUGGAUGAUGCCAAAGUUUUGCUAGGCCUGACCAAAGAUGGCAGUAAUGAAAAUAUUGAUUCUCUUGAGGAAGUCCUUAAUAUUUUAGCAGAGGAAAGUUCAGAUUGGUUUUAUGGUUUCCUCUCGUUUCUCUAUGAUAUAAUGACUCCUUUUGAAAUGCUAGAAGAAGAAGAAGAAGAAAGCGACAUUGCAGAUGGUGUUGAUGGUACGUCACAGAACGAAGGGGUUCAGGGCAAGACUUGCGUCAUUUUGGAUUUACAUAACCAGUAACUAUGAUGCAGGGAAUGAAACCGUGGAUUACAAAAACCCUAAGCAGUGUCUUCUUUCAUUUCAUCCCUUUGCUUAAGCACAGCUUGACUGUGUAGUACACACUUUGAAUGCACAGUCAAAAUGAACCUUGCCCACUAUGGCUCCUGGCUAGUCCCUUGCUCAACUGCCUUCACUUUUAGUGAAGAAAAUGGCAUUCCUUAUUGUUGCCAUCAUUCGCAAAAUGCAUUGAAGUUGAUUUUCAUGGGGGAAUAGUUGAUUUCUGUGUUGUUCUAUUUUGACUUAUGUAUUCACUGAACUAAGUUUGGAAACUUAACAGUAGCAGUUUGUGUUGUGAUUAACCUUUGAUGCUUGUCUUUCUAACACAUUAAUGAGAAUGAUACUGUUGGACUUAAUUAUACAAAGAUUUCCUGCAUGAUUCGUGACGUAAAUGCUUUUCUGUUGAUCCUUAACAUGUCUGUAAAAUGGUGUAUUUCAAAAGCUGAUAUUUUCUUUGUGAUUGUUUUUGGAUUAACUAACUUGUCGGAUAGGCUCACACAAGUUUCAAUGUAAACAUUUGUAUUAAUGGUGCUUUUCACAUAAUUUUAAAGCAAUCCCUUGGUUUUACCUUAGGGUAAUUAAGUUAAUAUGUUCAGAUAAUAGGAUGUCUGAAUAUUUCUGCUUGUGAAAGCCAAAUUUAUUUUUAGUUUUAUUUUCAAAUAGACAUUCAGACAAAAUAAUUUGUAUUUUUUUAGUUGACAUAUGAAAGGGAAAAUGUGAAUAUGUAUCUUAAAAUGUUGUAUAUUAAAAUUAUUGAUCCUAAAUUAAAGUCUUUUCUAUUUUUUCCUUUAUUAACUUACUACCAAUUUUGGCUUGGAUACAUGCGUAUGAUUUUUAGAUUUAUAAAUGAAUUUAUUAGAGAAACGCAUUUUUCCCAUUAGAAAACCUUACAGGCAACAAACAUGUUUAAAUAAAUUUCCUUAAAAUGAAUGUCAAUAUGUCAAAAACAAUUGUAUUGUCUAAAUAAGAGGUGUGAAAUCCAAUGAUGUUUUUUUUCUCAUAUUACUGUCAGGUCAAUCUGUUUUGGCUUGAAAAGACUAGGGCUUGAGGUGGGCCCUCAGUUUGUCACUCUGUGUUGCAGUGGAAUUUCAUGUUUAUAAGUCACUUUGAGCUUCUCAGGAAAUUUUCUGGACUUUGUUUCCUCAAAGAGUUUAUGACUUGAAAAUGUUUGCAUGUUUAAACACUUUAUCCAUACAACUUCUUGUUUUUGUGUAUUUAUCUAACUUGCUUUCUUGUGUUCAGUAAGUGUAUUAUUUAUCUGUUUGAGAGGAUUAUGACAGAUUUCCCCCCGCUAUUAUCAGUCACUCUUAUAGGCUACAACAAAAAGAGUCUGAAAAGUUAAAUUCUGGAGUCAGUACACAGGACACACAUCCCCUGUGCCUACCAUGUCCAGGGGUCAGCAAACAUGGGAUAGCCAUUAUUAACUACAAGCAUUCUCUAGCUACUUUUGUAUACAAAAGCACAUGUUGUACAUUGUAUAGUGGCCUUUAACAGCCAGAAUGGCAAUUAAAACGUAAUUUGUCUUGUCCUCAUUUUUCAAGAAACAGACUUUAUUUUGUUAAUGUUUCUGGCACUAGAAUCUUCUAUUUUCCAGAUAGUAUAGCACUUCAGCUAAGCCAUGUCUUAGUAGAAAAGUUUCUGCCACAAAUGGCAUCAUUUAGUAGUGUUCUUUCUGGAAGUUUGCCAGUGUCUAUUGUGAACUUGAGUAAUGUACAAUAGCAGAGGCCCUUGGAUUUCAGUACCAAGUUAAUUAUGCUUCCCUCCUAAAUGAAAUACACUUAAAAUGUCUGAGAUGUAUCUUUAAAAAGAGUUUUAGUUGUUAUUGUGUUAUGGCUAUUAACUCUAUAAGAUGUUUGAGCAAUUUAUGAGAAGUAAAUAAUUAAAUGUGUGUGAAAAAUGUUUGGAAUCAUUAAUUUCUUACCAGCCUUCCCUCCGCUCUUGUUGGUCAUGAUACUAAUACAUGUUUUAUACACAGAAAUUAAUUAUGCUUUAUUUUAAAGUAGAAAGAAAGGAUGUGAGAUAAUCAUUAGACAUGUAUUCUGUACCACUUCUCCUCAGCCCUUUUGAAAAGUUUCCAGUGAGGGAAAAGACAGGUAGCUGACGAACCCCUGAAUUCUGUGACUUCCUUCAGCUUGGACCUAAGGCUGUGUGUAAAUGGGAAAAUGUAAGGCUGUUUGCAAUAUUGUGCUAUAAACAACCUUGAAGCUGAUCUACAAAACUCAACCUAAGUCUUAAUUGACUUUAUAUAUAAAUCUUAAUUUUCUAAAUAUUUUGUAGUUACCUGUUUCAUACAAUAUAUGUUUUCCUUUCUCAUGGCUUUUAAACCAGAAAAUUUACUUAAAUGUGCCAAAAUUGAACCCAGCAUAUUUAUUUGGUUAUGCUUACAGUAUUUAAGUCAUGCUCUAUUAGGUGUUUUAAGUUUUGAACAACCAGGAAUUUCAGUGGACUAUACCGGGAAUUGAGAGGCCAUGUGAUAUAUUCACAGCUGUGUUUCUCACUUCUGCACAUGACUGUUCCAUGGGACUGGCACUGAGUUUUUGCAAAAACAAAGCAGUGGCACCCUGGAAAAUUGUUUUCCUGCAUUUCUGCUUCUUUCCUCACUGGUUUCCCUCGGGGGCAAGCAUGGUGGUUGAAGGUCAGUUGGAGAAGAGUGUUGGCAGUGCUGUUCUUGCCAGCUGCCCCAGAGCAGCUGUCAGCCGUAGAUGCGCAGCACCUGCAGAGAUCCAGUAUCUGACGACACAGUGGAAUCCUGGGCUCUCCUACUGGCUUCUUUCAUUUGCAGAUGACCUUUGUCUUUGUAGAGUGCUAUCCAGACAUGGAAGAAAACUUUUUUGCUUCUCUGGUUUCUUCUGUUUACAGUUAGAUCAAACAAUGUCAAUUCUUGAACUUAAUGUUUCCAACUUUAGAGAACUGUAAAAGCAAAUAAGUGCUUAGCUAUUGAUCUCAUGGCAGUUAUACCCAUGGGGGCAUGAUACUCAGUAUUGCUUUUUGAAUAUGCUUUUAGCUAGCUACUGAAGUCCAUAAAACCUACAAGACAUUGUUUGUGAUUGGAGCUGUGGAAUCUUCUUUAUCACAGUGCAUCUUGGGAGCACUUAGUGAGAAAUACAGCCUUAUUUUUGGAAGUUGGUUGAUGGGACAAGUGUGCUCAAUUCUUUGCCUCUGUCAUUGUUUGAUAUAACCAUGUAAUAUUUGGGAGCAGAUAUGAACUGGAUUAUGCAGUUGUUGAAAGAAUCAGGCCUUAAGCUUUAUUUGAAUUCGUCUUUAAAGCUGAGUGCAGUAUGUGAUAUUGGUUAGUCUCUUAGGAAUAUUAUCAUAUGCUAUCUUAAUGAGUGAGAGCCCCUAGAGGUCUCUCAACUAUUCUUUGCACCAACUGAAAGAAGUGAGGGGAUUAUUGAACUUGCUUUUGGCAAGGGAAAUACAUUUUGGAAUUCACAAAGCAAAUCAGCUUGUGAUAGCAAAGGUCUUCAAGUGAUCUUUGCACUGUGACGUGUAUUUGCAUUCUCACUCAUCCUUUCAUCUGGACAUAUACCCUUCCUGCUCUUUUCCAGUUAUGAGCCUCUCCUUCCCUCCCUACUUACCCAUAGAGGGUUGGUAAUUCAUAAUGUGCUUUCCAAAAAUAUAUAUAAUAUUUUUGUUUAUUUAGAUAUUUAAACAUGAAAAAAAAAAGUUGUAUUUUAACACAAGACUAGACAUUGGUUGUAGAGCUAGAGUCUGCCAAACUCACAAGACAUUGGGUAGGUAUUUGGAAACUGUUUCUGCUCCGUGUUUUCAAUGGAGAAAUGAUCACAAAGUUCUAAUUUGAGAAGGAGGAAGCAACUAAGGCACAGAGUCUCAACAAUCAGGGACCAUGGAAGUGACUGAAAUCCUGUGUGUGAUACCAGCUAACCAGUCCUGAACACAGUGUUGAAAAGUCUGUGAUGGCUAUGUGGCUAUUAGUCAUGAAGCCAGUUGUCUGAAGUUGUUACCUGUUGCAUG